UACUAUCUCGCAAGAAUCAUCAAGGUGGAAGUUCGUUUAAGAAGUUGUAUCGUAAUAUUCCAUGACACGGGCCGGCAAGAAACCAUUAAUUGGUCAAGUCUCUUUCCUUUGGUGAGCUAUAUACAUUAAUUCUAUUCUCAUUUCAUUUACAGUAAAUUGUACAUGCAAUGCCAAAAACAACUGUUAAUUCUAAAAAUUCGUUACCUUGACCAUGCAGCUUCACAGGAAUCGUAUUGAACAAUAGUAUAUUAUAUAAUAACGUUAAGAAUUCAAGCGCUUUCAUUGGUCGAGAGCCAUGAUCUAUUAGAGGACGGAAUUACGUCACACACUUUAAUAUGUACAGCCAAUCACAACACAGCACGUGAUUUAAGGUAGCCAAUAGCAUUCCCUUAUUUGUAUAGAUCAUGUGCGCGUGAUAUUUGUAAUAUUUCGACUUUAUCAAAUGUCAAAAAAAGUAUGUGGGUGGAUAAAAAGUAAGCUAUUUACCUGUUUAAUUCGGGGGUUUUCUUUGGCUUGUGAGCCACUUUUUUGUUUUUCCCACAUUAUGACGCCAUAGUGUGUAUCUAUAACUGAACAGACAACAGCAAAAUCUUAUCUAUUUGUUAAUUGUUAAAUAGAUAUAUGUUAUUUACCUACCGGUUGGUAUAGGCCGGAUUGAAAAAGAUUUUAUAAAGAGAUUUACCCGGAAAUAAAAAAAUAUCACUAGGCAUGCACAAAUAAAAAUAUAUUCAUUUAUAUAUUCGGUUUCCAUUGUUAUAUUAUUAUAGUGAGCAUUUAAAUAUAUAUUUAAAUAUAUAUAUAUAAAUAUAAGUAAAUAAAUAUAAAUAUAUAAAUAUAGUACGAUCUGCAGACAUGCAUGUUUCGGCGUUCUACGCCUCGUCAGCAUAAUUAUGCUUCCUGAAUUGCUCGUUAUCGCUAUCACGAGUAUACUGUAUAGUAUCUUUUAAUUAUAAAUAUCCGAUUUCUAUUUGAAUUCAAUAUUAUAUUAAUACAUUUUAUAGGACAUGCAAGCAAAUAGUGAUCAUUCGUUUCAUUUCCAAAGAAGCCCUUUUCCUCAUGCAUCACCUGCACCGAUCCAAAAUUGGUGUAUGCAGCAAGGGCCAUCAUUUACACCCCAGUUUAACCAUUCAAGACCAACCAUACCAGGUGAGUGAAGUUUUUCACUGGCUUUUGUUGCUAAAUCUUCGGGUUUUGAUUGAAUACGAUGAUGAAUUUUGGAUGGUAUGGAAGGUACAUGUUGAAUAUUGGCGGUGCAUUUAUAUUCGGCCUACGAAAAUUAAUUGUGGAACUUUUUGAUUCCAUAAUGUCCGGAGGAUCACUUAGAAAAUUGUUAUCUUCAUUGCCAUUGGAAUGUUCUCACUUUCCAAAACGCAACAAAGUUACAACAAAGACCAUUACGGUGGAAUUUCGGAUAGAUAUACGAAUACCAAAUAAAACGGUCUUUGUAAAAAUAUUUCACGGCAAGUUUGUUUCAUGCAGUAAUCAGUAUAUUUUGCGAAUUUUAAAACAAAGCUUGAAACCGGCAUUUGCAGUAAGUUCCAGAUUUUGAAUUGUCAAAUCAAUGUCUUCAUUGUUUACUACAAUUAAAAUAUGAAAAGCUAUUCACAUUUAUGGAAGUUAAAUUAUAACUUUCAUUCUUCAUUUUCUUGGGAGUGAUACAUUUGUUAUAUAAUUAUGACACAUGCAGAAUUUUUGCUGAGACAAAACCAUAGAACAACCUGCUCAACUGACCAAUCAGAACGCGCGAAAGCUCAUUCCCCAUUCCAGACUUGUACAUGAUGUAAAGCUUUAAAGGUGAUCUACAGUCCGAUCUGCGCAUGUGCACAAAUGAGCCCACUUUUUAUGAUACAAACAGUUUAACUAUGUUUUGAGUUCUUGAAAAGCCUGAUUGUUGUUUCUUGAUCAUUUAUUAUACUCUAGAAGCUUGAAAAUAUAAAUAGUUGUCGAAUAAAGCUCAAUAUUUUGGACACAAAAAUGUAAACAAAGGCUUUGUUUACAUACGGACUGUAGAUCACCUUUAAUAUAAUCCACCUUAAGUAAAAAAAAUACAGUGGACUUACAAAUUCAUGAACAUUAUACUAUAUUGUACUAAAGGUAUAUUAUUGUACUGUGUAUAUGAAUGCGUAUAUAAAGCAAGGCUUUGUUUAACUGUAAGUUUUUAAAUCAAUCUUGAAUUAUUCUAGUAAAUUUAUGGGGUAAAAACAAACAUUAAUUUAAAUUACUAUCAAUAUGCAGUUUAAGCUGUAAGAGCCUAACCUCGAUGUUCCAUUGAUUUUAAUCUAUUGAAAUUUGAAACUGCGACGUGAAAACGUAUUUCCCAACCUGACAAGGUUGCGUUUUUCUCGAUAUAUAUUUAUUUCUCAGUAAUAUUUCGUCUCGUAUAUUUAGGAAACCAUGCUGUCCAGGAUAGUGUAAUGCGACAACACUCACAACGACCAACACAAGCAUUUUACAGACCACCAAGGGGAACAAAGGACUGA
This is a messenger RNA of Paramuricea clavata, 2480 nucleotides long. The record is from the annotation of a GenBank genome assembly. Lineage: Eukaryota; Metazoa; Cnidaria; Anthozoa; Malacalcyonacea; Plexauridae.